This is a messenger RNA of Anarrhichthys ocellatus (wolf-eel), 11672 nucleotides long. RefSeq names its product neurocan b (gene ncanb). The transcript is spliced from 16 exons. Gene Ontology annotation, cellular component: perineuronal net; synapse. Bases 1899 to 5975 code for a protein of 1358 amino acids. Gene Ontology annotation, biological process: positive regulation of neuroblast proliferation; glial cell differentiation; cell adhesion. The record is from RefSeq and is a predicted model, not a curated record. NCBI's taxonomy places the organism in Eukaryota, Metazoa, Chordata, Actinopteri, Perciformes, Anarhichadidae. Gene Ontology annotation, molecular function: calcium ion binding; hyaluronic acid binding.
AAACAUAUGCAGACAAAGUCCAUUUAACGUCGCUAAAAAAAAAGGUGGUUUACAGCUUCUGUUCUCUACAGUCGGGGAUGAAUUGGAGAUGAAUUGGAGAUGAGCUUGUCAAUACUGUUCAAAGACAAAGAUCCGCGGCUGUGAUCAGAAUUACAGGUGCACGAUAAAAGACAGGAGUGUGGUUAUUGUAAUAGUAUGAUUCAUUCACUCCUAAAUGCACUUUAUUUUGCUCUGGUUAAUGCUUACAUCAGGCGGAGUGUUUUUUUUUUGAAAGAUGAACCGUUUUGCCAUGUUGCAAAUAUAUUUAGAUUUUAUAAGAAACCUUAGUUUUUUUUUAAUUCGUGAUUCUUUUGCAACCAAAUUCCUCCUAUUUCAAGGAAAUAAGGGUUUCUAUAGGAAACAUAAAAUCUACGAUUGUCUUGCCAUGGUGUUCCUCUUUUGUCAUUUUUCCUGUCUGUUUGCAUGAUGUCAUGAAUGUCCAAUUAUGCUGCAUGUGAACAAGUAAUGCAUGCAGGCUAAAGUAUCAUCUCCCUUUUUGCCCACUUUUAAAGCUAAUAAUGUUGAGCAACUUCAUAAAAGAUAUUCAACAAGGUCACUGCAGGAUCUGGAUCUGUGUGACCAUCAUUCCACCUCGUAGUAAACCCCCCUUGUCCUCCCGCUUUAAGCCUCCAGGUGAGGCACAUAGGAACAGAGGGAGAAAGUCGAUACAGGCGACUCAGCCGGGGGCUGACAGGGCUGUCAGCGGACCAGAGAGGGAAGCCCGAGACAUUAUCUUUGAUGGCACUAACGCUCAAAUGGGUCCCUCAAUUAUUUCUGCUGGGGGGGGGCUUUGCUGCCUCGCAACUGCUCCUCAAACCGAGGUCCGAUGGGCUGUGUUUAGCGGGUGAUAUCUCCCAAUGAGGGAUGUUGGCGAGGGUGGAAAAGAAAACAACGUCCGACUCUGCUUCUCGUCUGCUCGUCUUCAUUUUCCGAGUCUAUGGCAGGGUGUCAGUUAGAGGAUGGCAGGAGCAGAGUUGCUCAUGACCCCCUGGGAAAUUAAGCAGAGAUUCGGCCAAGCAUUUUGUGAAAUGGUUACCAGUCUCUCUCUCUCUCUCUCUCUCUCUCCCUCUCCCUCCCUCCCACCCUGUUAGCCUCUCAUUCUGUGCUGCUCUCAAUGCAUGUGUCACGCAGUCUUACAUAUCUGCAAAGCUGUGUUUGGCAGAGUUGAUGCCACGCUCCUCUUCUCUGCUACAUCAUCCCUCCCAGCCUCCCGUCGUCCCACACCGGUGCGAUCCUGGACCUGGCCUUGGUGUUGGCAGAGCGAUGAAUAAUGUGCAAGGCCAAGCCAGAACCUGCAGACCGGCUGGCUGGUGGAUCAGGAGCUUCUGUUUCCCAACACACACAGAGAUCAGAAAACCCCCAUCAGCUUCAUUUUCAUUCAGUGUUCCCUUCUCACUGGCUGAGCAGCCAUGUGUUUGCCUUCAUUUAUGUGCGUGUGUGUGUGUGUGUGUGUGUGUGUGUGUGAGAGAGCUGCUGGUCACCUGUGCUGCCACUUGCUGUAUUGUGUUGGUGAACUAUCAGCUCCUGUUGCUCCACAUUUAACUCCUCUUUUAAGUCAUUCUGCAGCCUUCUGCUCCCUCAUGCAUAUUGCAGAAAGUCUCUGUGUUUGUCUCUCCGACUGUCUCCCCCCUUCUUGUAAGUCUGUUUUCUCUCUCCCGUCUUGCUCCGCUUGGACUCCGUCACUCCUGCGCCGGAUCCGGCAUGGGGUCUGCUGUUAACGCCAUUGUUCUCUGAAGAGGUGUUCCUUUCUGCGCUAUUACCAGUUCACUGCCCCCCAUUUUCACAUCCUAUAAUAAUAAUGCGCCUUUUCUGCCCGGCUGCUCUCAGCUUAGAGCAGACACUUGUAGCGGAAGACGCGAAUGGGCGAGAAUUCAAUUUUUGCACUUGACCGUGUCCAAGCAAAGGGAAUGGGAAACUGUGUGUUUUGCAAAAGGUGCAGCAGGAUGCAGGGCGUCCUGCCUGUGUGUGGACUGCAGCCCCUGCUGGCCCUCCUUCUGCUCCAGACCGCGGGCUGUGGCGGCGCCAACGCCGACACUGUGGUGAAUAUGCGGAAGGUGACCCAUCAGACCAUUAGCGAGGAGCUGUCCAAAACCGUUCUCCUGCCCUGCCUCUUCACCCUCCGCCCCGGUGCCAGUUCAUCCCAUGAGCCCCCCAGGGUCAAGUGGACCAAGGUCUGGGGCCAGAGAGGCUCCGACGGCCUGCAGAAGGAACAGUCGGUACUGGUGGCCAAAGACAACGUGGUCAAGGUGAAGAAGGCCUUCCAGGGUCGUGUGACGCUGCCCGGUUACAACGGCAACCGCUACAACGCCAGUCUGGCUCUGUCGGGGCUACGUUCCAGCGACUCUGGGCUGUACCGCUGUGAGGUCGUGGUGGGCAUCAGCGACGAGCAGGACACAGUUCCCCUGGAGGUCACAGGUGUGGUGUUUCACUACCGGGCCCCCCAUGACCGCUACGCCCUGUCCUUCGCCGACGCCAUGAGAGUGUGUUUGGAGAACUCGGCCGUCAUCGCGACGCCGGACCAGCUGCAGGCCACCUUCGCCGAUGGAUAUGACAACUGCGAUGCCGGCUGGCUGUCUGACCAGACUGUACGGUAUCCCAUCCAGUCGCCUCGGCCUGGUUGCUAUGGCGAUCGCGAGGACUCACCUGGAGUCCGUAACUACGGCGAUAGGUCCCCUGACGAGCUGUUCGAUGUCUACUGCUUUGCUAAGCAGCUUCAAGGUGAAGUCUUCCACUCCUCAGUGGCGAACAAGUUGAGCCUGGCUACGGCCUCCACCCACUGCCACUCCCUGGGAGCCCAGCUGGCCACCGUCGGGCAGCUCUACCUCGCCUGGCAGGCCGGCCUGGACCAGUGCGACCCCGGCUGGCUCGCCGACGGCAGCGCCCGCUACCCCAUCAACGUCCCGCGGAAGAACUGCGGCGGGGACGAGCCCGGGGUGCGGACGGUCUACAACAACCCCAACCGCACCGGCUUCCCCGACACCACGGCCCUGUACGACGCCUACUGCUACCGAGCCCACCAGCCAGCAGGGGUCCAGGCUGCAGAGACGCAGGUUCUGUACCAGGCCCCCGACCCGGCAGCAGAGCCCCUCUCCUCAGUCCCCGAAGCCCAGCGCAGCGACGCUUUUCCCAAGACGUCCGACUGGGCCGGCUUGGUUGACUUGGACAACGCCGGAAUCGACAACUCCUCCGAGAUCUCUGAAGAGCACGUCGUCAUCCACCUCAGGCCAGAGGAGGGCUGGGGGGAAAAACAGGAAGACUCUGAUGGCACGGAGAGCAGCAACACCAUAGGUCUCACUGACCUCGAGAGCCUGGAGAGCCAUGGAGGUUCAGCUCAUGAAGAAGAAGACGGCGGCUAUUUUGGAUCGUCCCCGACAUUAUCAUCCGUAGCCUCUUCCACUCCCCAGUCUCAGACUAGCAACAGUGUGUUGGCUGAGUUUGUUAACACUCUGAUGAAGCCCUUCAGGUACUGGAGAGGAGGCGAGGAGGUGGAGGAGACAGAAAAGGGGCCGUCGGCUGCCGAGGACAAAGCAGGAGAGAACCGGACGCAGGGAGAAGCAUCCAGCAGAAACCUGAGUUUACCAAAACCAAGUGGGGACAAGGGCAGCGUGGACAAUGCCAUCAUGGAGCACAGGAGUGGCAGUUCCUCCUUCAGGACUCCUACCAGCGCACUACAGAAUCCAGAGGAAGGUCUGUCCGAGCAGGAGAAAGAGGUGAUGCCACUGAUUCGAUUAGUGCCUGCAGUCCAGAGCACAGGGCAAAGUGACACCUCCACUCAGCCAGGAGAACGAGCCUCCAGCGCAUCGGCCGACAAUCUUCCAUCCAACGGAUUCGCUGCUUCGGGUCCCAACGAGACAUCCCCACCCGGCGAACAUGUCAACGUAUCCGGUCCUCAGGGUCCCAGACGAGGCCCGGCUUUGGCUCCCGCCCCCAGCAGCCACUUUCGGUGGGCCAUCAAAUCCAUGCGUGGCUCUAAACUAGGCCCCCCUGGGAAUGUGCCCUACGUGGGCAAACGUCCCACUUGGGGGCCCAUGGAAGCCAAAGCGGGGCCGCUCGAGGUGAUGACCCUGCCCACUUCCCUUCGACAAGACAACCCGGAAAACUAUUCAGGCCAGGGGAAGGACCAGGAAGGGGAGGAUGCUAACCCUCCAUCGGCUGCCAGAGCUGCAUCGGGGGAGGAGAAGGAGAUGGAGGGGAGCAGUGACGGGAGCAGCUUUCCUGGCGGGUUUGCAUCGAAAGCCAAAAGCAGUCCUGAAACUAAGUCUUCACUCGGCCAAAGCCAGACUGAGCUCGUGACUGUGGGAGACCUCACCACUCUGUCCCGGUGGCAGCUGGUGCAACAGCUCACCACCCCACCUCGGGGCUCCCAGGAGCCCGACACAGCAGAGGAAGCCAGGGGAGGGAUCCUCUACGUCCGCAGGCCCACUGACGACCUCUCCUCGGCUUCCUCACGGAGAGGAGAAAGCAGCUCAAAUUCAGGUUUCACUUCUCCUUUUACGAAGCACAGCAAAAGCACCAGCAGAAAUGAGGCGGCCACCUCCACACCCGGAGCCCUCACAGAGAUGCUGACAACCUCCGAAGUGACCACAGUGGAGCUUCUGACGACCAGAGACGCUCAGAGGACGGAUCCUACCGCCACAACAACCGCCACAGAAAACUCCUCAGGGAGCACCACCACCGAGGAGUCGUCUAUUUCCAUUUCAUGGCUUCAGGAAGAGCGGGAGAAAACAACGCCCGACCUCUCAGCUACUCCAGCACCCGGCGACGGAUCUCAAACCACCGCGGGUGCCAUCCGGAUGACCACCUUCUCAUCGGGCUCCAACGUCGGCGCCACAGAAAUGGAAUCCAGGUCCGCGGUGUCUGACUCCUUCGUGGUUGGAAGCCGGUGGACUCCUUUCAAAAGCGCGAGCCUGAAGUCGGAGGAACACAAAGCUCCGGCGUCGAAAGACAGCAAAGACCCUUUCGGGAUCCUCGUACCCAACUGGGCCUUCGGGCUCAUCCCAUCAGGGGAGAAUAACCCGUGCCAGACCAACCCCUGUCUCCACGGAGGGAGCUGCCUGCAGGAAGGUGACGGCUAUAGCUGCUACUGUCCUCAGGGCUUCUCUGGAGAGAGCUGCGAGAUCGACAUCGAUGACUGCCAGUCUAAUCCAUGCCAGAACGGAGGAACCUGCAUCGACGAGAUCAACUCCUUUGUGUGUCUUUGUCUGCCCAGCUACGGAGGAGCCAGCUGUGAGAAAGACACUGAGGGCUGCGAGCACAUGUGGAGGAAGUUCCACGGCCACUGCUACAGGUACUUCAGCCGGAGACACACCUGGGAGGACGCCGAGAAGGACUGCAGGGAGCACAGCGGCCACCUGGCCAGCAUCCACAGCCUGGCCGAGCAGAACUUCAUCAGAGGUCUAAGCCAUGACAACACCUGGAUCGGGUUAAACGACCGUACGGUGGAGGACGACUUUCAAUGGACCGACAAGAUGGACCUGCAAUAUGAGAACUGGCGUGAAAACCAGCCAGACAACUUCUUUGCCGGAGGAGAAGACUGCGUGGUUAUGAUCGCUCACGAGAAUGGCAAGUGGAAUGACGUGCCCUGCAACUACAAUCUGCCCUACGUCUGCAAGAAGGGAACAGUGCUUUGCGGAGCCCCGCCCACCGUGGACAAUGCUUUCCUGAUUGGUCGGAAGCGCUCCCACUAUGACAUCCACUCCAUAGCUCGCUACCAGUGCGCUGACGGCUUCCUGCAGCGCCACGUGCCCACUGCUAAGUGUCGCGCCAACGGCAAGUGGGACCGGCCCAAAAUCAUCUGCAUAAAAUCCCGACGAGCCCACCGCUACCGGCGCCACCACCACAAGGGCAGGAGGGAGCGCAGGAAGCACAAGAGGCACGGCCACAGAGGGGGGGGGCGCCACGGAGGAGAGCCGGGCCACAACCACGCCCACGUCUGAACCAAAAGAAAAAUACAAAAAAAAUAACCACUCCCCUUUCUUUCCCGUCUUCUCCUCUGCUGCCGACUGCGGUUUGCCUGUCUCCCUCUUCGUCCCUUCCUCUCGCCCCCGUUUCCCCCGAAACACCACUUCACAUGUUACAGCUCAAAACUCUCUGCCCCCCCCCCCCCCCCCCCUCCCUCCCUGCACUGCCCCGCCCUUAGCUCCGCCCCUGGCUCCCCCCGAGUCAGCCUGUAUCAUAGCGUCAAUGCUGAGGCCUGCUGAAGUGCUGCCAGGCGUCAACCGGGACAACAGCGAGUCCCUUUGUACUCUUUUUACUUUCCUCUCUCUGUUUAACUUGUCUGUCUCCCGCCCGUCCUUCUUAACUCCACCCAGCUACUCGACGACCUGAAACACGGGGCUACGCUGACCUCUUUUUAAAAAAAACACAAAAAAAAAACUUUGAGAGAUCCACGCCGAACAUUCUUCGGAGAGAAGUGGUUUAGUACAAACUACAAAUAGGGACGACGUCACUGAAAAUGGCGCAUCGAAAUCAGACGAGUCAAGGAAGACACCCGUGUUGUUGACUUGAGCCUUUUGUCUGUUGAACACACAUUAUUUUUUACAAACACUCACGUGUUUAUUUUCUUGACUCCGCUGCUUUUGGUUUGCUUUUUUAUAAGACAUUGUACUUUAAGCCACUUAUUCUGAAGCAGAUUUGAUUGAUUCUCUUUGAAUCAGAGGCGGUUGUAAUUGAAUUAUUUGAUUGUUAGCGUUGUAUCUUCUUGUCAUUGUGAGACAGUUACUUUAGAUCAAGAGAAAAAUGUAAAACACACGGCGUCACAGUUUCAUCACAUCACACAUCAGUCAAAGCGUCUCAAACACCCGUCGCUGUCAUCGUGGAGGAUUAAUGGAAUCCUUUGAUGUGGGUUUGUCUCAGCGCAGCGAUCCCUCGUCUGCUUUGCCUUUUUCUUGUAGGUUGUGUCUUUGAUGUUUUGUUCAAUCGCUAAACACGCCCUUUUUAAUAAAUGACAAUACAUCAUAUAAUGAUUGACCUCUCUCAUUAGCAAAGCUGGAAGUAAUGAAUUUGCCGUGGCCACAUUGAGCAACUUGAUUUAACUGACAAAUAACCAACUUUGCUGCUCAUGUCUGAGGACAUUGUUCAUUUUAAAAACAAGCGUAAUCGCACCUAAACGUUGGAUUAUUUUUCACUUUUUCAGACCUCCGGCCUCUUCGUACCCCACAACACUGACGAUGGUUACCUGCUCAAGUAAUUCCACUUUCUGCCCUUAUUCCAAAAAAGACAAUAAGACACUAAACUGUUUACAUGGCUGAUUAAUAUGAAGAUUCAACUAAUAUUCCUGUUUCCAUGCAGCCGUGCUACAAUGUUCGACAAACACAGCCUCCCUUUUUCAUUUAUUCCUUCAACCACCCUUUAUGAAAAGGUUGCACACAUCCUAAAACCUGUUGGUCUCCAAGUCAUUCAGAAUAUUUAGAAGUAAAUCUGUUUUUUUUCCUUCCGAUCACAUAUUUGGGCUUUUCUUUGUUCUCACCGGCCUUGAAAACUGUCGACUAGUCGGUUUGUGUACAACGCACACAGCCGGUCGUAAAUAAAACCCCAAUUGAGACGCAUAUAUUUCGAAUGUGCUGUAUUCAUGUCCAAAGAAUACUGUCUCUGUCUCUUUUUAGUGAAGGACAGGUAGCGUACAUUCACUUCAGUUCAUCACAAACUGCCUGAUGAGAGCGGUGAGAGUGAAUCAAAAUAUUGAAAGGUAGGGUCCGUAGAACCAAAACCAUCAGAUGAAAGAGGCUUGAACGCUCCAUCAAUCUAAACCUACGACGUUUGGUCUUCUGUGGGUAUGUAUCACGACAAGCAUCAUCUUUUACAAAGCAAAUUGUUAUUUGAUCCAUUGUUAACAUAUAAAAGUGUAAAGCAGUCUGUGGAGAGAACCAGCCCUCAAAGGGGCCGUUCACAUGUUGCGUCUAAAGACGUGUGGAAAACGACGGCCGCACCGCUUUCAUCCAUUCAUCCACCUGUAGCUGCGAUGACGAUAAUGAAGUUGCACUAAUUUAUCUCUCGCCUUUCGUGCGUCUCCAUCGACAACAGUGGACCACGUGAACGGGCCCUGAAUCAAAAUGAGUUGGGGAACGGGCCUGAACACUAGCAGCGACUAAUGUCGAUGACCUGUUGGAUCGUGAGUCAAAGCUGUACGCGGGGGUAUGACGACGGCUGUAAGGCUGAAGCUACAGAGGUGUGGAGCUCUCUCGUCUCAGCGUGUUUGUGUGUUCAUGAUUGAGGAUGUUGACAGUGGCUGAGGCCAGCAGAGAUUAAAGCUUCCCAUUUCUGGGGCACACUCUCACACCUGUGCUCGCUCCGGCUGCGUGUCCUGCUUUAAAGAGCGGAUUGAGACGGACAGAACGAGCGGUUUGCUCUCGUUUUCAUUCCCUUUUACUGCCGGGUUAAAGCGGUGUUUGUUUUAAAGCCAGCACUUGAGGUUGGAGCUCUUAGGAUUAUGUCUCAAACGCUGACUCCAGCACUUUUAUCCUUUUCGUUUCCCCCUCUAGUUUCUCACUUUAUCUUCCAUCAGCACCUCUCACUUCAGUGCUUCUCCUUUAUCUUCCUCACUGGACAUUCUUUUCACCGUCACUGUAUUGAAGGACCUCAACUAACCAGCUCUUUUUUGUUUUGUUUCUCAGCAGCCUUUCACGUAUUUUAUAAAAGAAGAACACUAGUACAAUCAGGUUAUUUAAAGUCAUGAGGGAAGAGAAUCCGUCCUGAGCACAUUAAUUCUCUGCCUUUGUUUGUCUCUUCUCACCUUGGCAAUGACAACAGUCCUCCGCACGGUGCAGAAAAGUGAACCUACACCUCUCUAUCAGUUUAAUUAAUCUGCUGCAUGCCUAAUUAACAAGUUGCAUUAUCUGCAGAACGGCGGAGCCGCGAUGACAAGGGAGGGGUUAGGUUGACGCGCAGCCAGGGGAAGGUUUAGGGUGACGGACAGGAGACCCAGAGAGCUGUCAAAGCCGUCAAACCCCUGUCGUAUCUUAGAUCUCGGGCCCCUUCUUCUUCUUCUAUCUGUCCGGGAGAAUGGAUUGAGUGCGGGUGGUUGAAUGAAAGGGCAGACAGACCAGGAGCCCCUCUGUUCAGUAAUUCAAUUCAGAGUUGCUGUCCAGAGACAGUGUAAUUACAGCUGUGUGACAGGAGUUAGAAAACUUUCUAAAAAAUGAUGAAGUGAGGAGAACUGAGAGCACGAGGAGACAAGAUGGCGCGCUCACACCGGCCUCGUCCCAGCGUAGGAGAAAGAACUACAUACUAAUAAAUCAUCUAUGUUGAGGUUAGACAAACAAGCUCUUCUUUCCUGUCCUCUUCGCUCCUGCAGAGGUUUUUAGGGCUACCACAAAAACACAGAUAUUAGUUGUGCGUCUAUCCAUAAUGAGUUGGAUAUGCCUCCGAUAUUAAUUCUGCUCUGUUUUUGAAGUUUGAUUUCCGAGCGGUCCAAAGUAAUAAUGGCCUCCUGGGGUGUGUGUGUGUCAGUGUGUGUGUUGUCUCUGUAAGGGGACAGCUUGCUUUUGGCCCAUCCUCUGGGACGGUAUGUCUUUGCUCUCUCUCUCUCGCUCUCUCUCUCUCUCGCUCUCUCUCUCUCUCUCGCGCUCUUUUUUGAAGGUGCCAAACUUUCUCUAAGCUUCUCUCCGACACUCUCACAAACGGGUUUUAGGAUUGAAUUCAUGCAAAAAACACAUUUUCACACAUUCUUCCUCUGCAAACUUCAGACGCAUUGACCCUCGCCUCUCUUUGCUUUUGACUCCUGCUUUUCAUCUCCUCGGCUCACACAGCUCUCUCUUCCCCUCGUUGGUCUUUUUUCUCUAGUGGAAGCCCUGAGGGCAGGCAGAGAGACAAAGAUGAAGCCUUAUGAUUGUGAGCCUUAAUUGUGAGGAUGAGCGACUUAACAGAGGUUGCUGCCAGCUGUAUCUUGGCUCGGCUGCCCGACGGGAGAGCAGCAGGCAAACCGUUGGACGUCUAUUCUCAGGCUCAGCCACCUCUGCUACUUUGUGUUUUGGAAAAGAUUAUGGUUUGGUCGUAACUACGCUUGUUACGUAACUGCCGUAAAUAAGUAAUUACGAAAGUUAUGUAACAAAAGGACGCUAAAAUAAGUCAAUGGUUUCACACAGGACACAAACAGAGGUCUCCUGGGUGAAAGUCUUGACUCAUCCAACCUCCCCUCUCAUCAGCACCUGUUCUAAAUCAGUCGCUCUGACCGUCUAAUAAUGACGCGGAUGGGUUCACAUUGGGGUUAGUUCAAAAAGCCCGGCGAGUCUCAUAGAGACGCUAAAUGUCGCCUCGGUGCGUCAGUAUCAGACGAUGUCCAAGCGGCGGUAUUUGACGGGUUGGGAGUGAGAACGGGUUGCUAUAUGCACGACAUCAUGCUAAAAGACUGAGGCUAAAGCUACACGACAGUUAGCUGCUUCACCAGGUGAUGGUAAGACAUGGAGAUAAAUAAACUGCAUUGCUCUUAGCCGUAGUAUUGUGAAGUAUAAUAAGGAAUCUGAAUCUUGACUCUUAUUUCAUUCUAACGUGACCCUGUUCAGCUGCUCAGCUUGCAUACAAGUGAGACUGAAGUCAGAUUUUUGCUUUGUUGAUUUAUGUCUUUUAGGAUGAUGACGAUUGUGUUUGGUGAACAUGAACUUAUAAACCUUCUGCUCGAACAGGUUUUGUGUGUGGGAGCAUGCGGAAAGCAAACAGAGAAUCUCUGUUCCCUACAUGCACCGACAGUUGGCGGCUGUCAACCUGGUGCAUUUAAACGCAGCGCUCGUCAGCAAUGACAACCCGAUAAGAGCGGCCGAGGCUGUUGUUCUCAGUUGCACACAGACAGACUAUUGAUUUCACGAUUAGGCCGUCUGUCUUCGGUUCCCAUUAAGUCUGUCGAUGGCAUCGACAGCCCGGUGACCGCUGGAUGUUUUCUCAACGACAUGGAAAAACGGACUGUCAUAGCUCGCCACUGUUUCUGCAUCAUUUGCAUCGUUGUUGUUCUUCUUCUCAUCAGACUUGUUUUUUCCAGCUGUGGACUUCCACAUCAGCUUCUUCACGGUUCAGCGUCUAAUGCACAGGUGCAGCCGCUGGUGUCGAGUUGAGACAAAUGUCUCUGGGCUGCAGUCUGUUGGGAUGGUUGAAUGGAGAGAUGUUACAGUGAGAGGAUUGAGGGAUGAAAGAGACGAACUCGGAGCAGAAAUCGAUGACAAACAUUUCUUCUCCUUUGGGAUGUAAAUACUCUUGAGUUCUUUUUUUCUCUUUUCCUGUUUUUUAAAAAUCCAUUUCGACUCUGGGUGUGUUUUGUUGCUUAGCCUCUCUGGACCGUGUUCAUACAGCCUCAGCGGAUCUAAAACACAUCUCCCUCCUUUCGGUUUCUCCUUUCUGCUCACACACUCCGGUCCACAAACACUCUCUGCGGGAGAGCCAGAAGCGAGGUGAUACUUCAUAUCACUUCUUCAGCUCUGCUCCUCGCACAACACUUCAGUUUGCAGCUGCCUGUGUGUUCAUGUCGACGGUGAACGUAUACAACAACACAACUGCAUCUGAGUCCGUCUGACGGCUGUGUGAAUGUGGUCCACAAGUAUUUAUCCAUAUUUAUUGAUGUGUGCUCUUAUGAAUUCCAGUCCUGUCAUUGUAUUAUAUUCUUUACAUGACAAAUGAUCAUUAAAGGAAACCCUUGUUUGGAUCCGUUA